UAGCUCUCUCUCCCUAGCUUUCUCUAUAAGUACCCCUCCUACACUUUCUUCCCUCCGACAACCUCCCUCACAGCUCUGCUCUCUCUCGCUUGCUAUCUUCACUAUCUCAAACUCUCCUCUCUCAACUUGGUUUGCUCCACAAAACUCUGAAACUGAAAUGGCUCUCAGGAAAUCAAACAAGUUACCUCAGACAGCAGUUAUCAAGCAGAUUCUCAAGAGAUGCUCAAGCUUAGGAAAAAAGCAAGGCUACGACGAGCAAGGCCUACCAAUGGAUGUACCUAAAGGCCACUUCGCCGUCUAUGUUGGGGAGAAGAGAAGCAGAUUCAUAGUCCCAAUCUCCUUAUUAACUCAUCCUGAGUUCCAAAAUCUUCUUCAAAGAGCCGAAGAAGAGUUUGGCUUUCAUCACGACAUGGGUCUCACCAUUCCUUGCGAAGAAGUAGUCUUCCGCUCUCUAACAUCUAUGCUCAGCGGAAGAUGAAAGAAAAAUGGGAUUUUUCUGAUAAUUUCUUUGGACUCUGAAGAAGAUGAGAAAGAUUUCUUUUUUGCCCCUUUUUUGUCAUUGUGAUGUUUUGAUGGGUUCCUCUGUUACAAUGAUUCUGACCCAUAACCCAUAAACAUUGUCUGGGUUAGAUAACUUGGAUUUGUAUAUUUUAAGUUUUAGAUUUUCCUCACAGUGGUGCGUGGCUGCGCCCUGUGAGAGACCUGAUUAAUGAAGAAAAAAUUAAGAUGAUUUCCCUA
Messenger RNA from Macadamia integrifolia, 738 nucleotides. RefSeq names its product auxin-responsive protein SAUR50-like. The record is from RefSeq and is a predicted model, not a curated record. The transcript has a single exon. The coding region runs from base 158 to 478 and encodes 106 amino acids. Gene Ontology annotation, biological process: response to auxin. NCBI's taxonomy places the organism in Eukaryota, Viridiplantae, Streptophyta, Magnoliopsida, Proteales, Proteaceae.